Trypanosoma cruzi is the source of this 1491-nucleotide messenger RNA. RefSeq lists its product as uncharacterized. The record is from RefSeq and is a predicted model, not a curated record. Lineage: Eukaryota; Euglenozoa; Kinetoplastea; Trypanosomatida; Trypanosomatidae. The transcript has a single exon. Bases 1 to 1491 code for a protein of 496 amino acids.
AUGGGAGCUGCGAGAAGCAGGCCGGCACGCGAGGCGCCUGUGCGGUAUGUAGCAAAACAGAUUCCGCGUGCCGACAGGAUUCCGGUUGAACAGCAGUUCAAGAAACCGGAGUUUACCGCCCAAGGCAUCAACAGACGCCUCGAAGACGUCAACACGGAGCCUCUCAUGUACGUGGAAACUUCAAAGGAUGCGAGCAGCACGGAGCUGACAGACCACACGGCCCCCCGCUGGUACCUUAACACUUACAUGGAGAUGGUAGACAACCAACGCACAGAUCAAGUUAUCAUCAGCGGUAAUCUCCCACUUUCGUGGGAGCGUGACAAGUUUGAGCCCUACGCAUUGGUCCGUGGACGCAUUGAUGACGAGGAUUUAAAGUGGGUGCUUGCCGCGGAGCAGCGCAAGAAGGGGGUAGAUGAGCUUCUACCCUCGACAAAACUGGAAAGAAAUGUGCUACAGGAUAUUCUGGAUACCGUGGAACUUCCCCGUUUGCAGUACCGAAACUACAAGGGGAAACUUCAUAAAACUAUCGAAGAUGCAAACACACACAUCGCAGCGCGAAAAGAGCAGAUUGAAAGGGCGCGCGAGGCCGAAAUAUUGCGGAAGAUUGGGUACACCGAACAGGAAGUGUUGCAGGAGGAGCAAUACCUCACCAACCGGAGUCGUGGUGUGAAGUCGCUUGAUGAUUUGGGAGCCAGCUUACGCGAGAAAAAAAGGAGAGAGCGUGCGGCGCAAACAAAUGAAAUGGAAGACCUCCUGGAGGAGCGUCGAAUUCAAGAGUUGGAAGCCGGUGAUGCCGUAUUCACAGAAGAAGAACUUCUUGAGAAACCUGAGGUGUUGGGCAUUAAGCCAAAGCCCUAUGGGACAAGACGGCAAGUUUACAAACACGUGUAUGCUGCUGAUUUCGGGAAAGAUGAUCGCAAUCAAGCCAAGUUCCAGUGGUGGCUUGACAGAACACGUCGAAUCAAACGCGCUGUGGACACCAUCCACGGCGUCCCAGUUUAUAAUGAGCGUCUUUCGGCAAAUGAGGAGCAAACACGUAAACAAAUGCGUGAGGCUGCUGAGUUCAACUUUGCUCUUUCUCAGGCCCAGGGGGCAAAGGGAUUUACGGAUCCUCGUGGCCACUACGACGAGUUUGUCUCUGUGCUUCGGAAGAACAAAGACUUAAACGACGACAGUCGUGUUGAAGUGCAUGAAGAUGACGUUUUGAAGAAUGACAUUUUCCGAUUCCCUCACACGAAGGGCCAUGGCCCCAAGCCCCCUCCAAGGAGAUUCACCGACAAGGGCGAAAAGCCUGAAAAAGUUUGUACCGACGUGAACAGGCUACAUAGUGUCGAAGAGGCCGCCCAAGCAGCUCAACAAGGUGUGAGGGCUGCUGAGGAAGUAGUUAGACAAUAUGGCCUGGGCAAAGAAGAGAUUGAGAAGCCUGUUAACGAAAAUAUGGGUGACAUUACAUCACCGGACAGUGAUCCAUCGUCUUCGAAGGGCAACUAG